ACAUACUCAGAAAAUGUGUGAUUGAGCUUGUGGUAGAAGUGAAAAAGACUAUUACAGAAGCAAACACAAAUCAGGCAAUUGCAGAACUUAUUGCUGCAAAUGUACUCUCUUCUAAGAGACCUGUGGCAAUCCUAACUGAUUUCAGUGUUUUUAGCUUCUUUUGGAUUAGUAAACAAACCUCCUCAGUUUCACCUACAAUUUUUAGUACUGGAUUUUCUGAUGUAUAUCAAGCUGCUACAUUUGCCCGACUUAUUUUAAACCCUGAACUAUUGACUCAAGAAGAAAAUGAGGAAAUCCAGCAGACAUUUCCUUUCUUUGAAAGAAGAGCCGAGUUAGAAUAUAGAGCAGUUGAAGAUGUUAAUGUUGAUAAUGAUGUAGGUAAUCUUGAUGAUUUUGUAGAAGAGAUGACUCCAUUAGAAUAUGAUGCACAUAAGAUGACAAAAAAGCUUGCCCGAUUUCGUCCUCAU
Messenger RNA from Paraglomus occultum, 467 nucleotides. NCBI's taxonomy places the organism in Eukaryota, Fungi, Glomeromycota, Glomeromycetes, Paraglomerales, Paraglomeraceae. The record is from the annotation of a GenBank genome assembly.